CUGAUUGGAACAUCUGUCCAAAAAUGGUUCUGUAUUUACAAAGAUAUGACGAAUUAAAAAUUAAAAAUUAUGCUUCCUAUGUAACAAGACGGCACGAAUCAUCAUUCUCCACAUAAGUCUCGCUAGGGAAGACACUCAGUUUGGGAGAUUGUGUAAUCGUAUGUUGUUGAUUGUUGUGUUUCUAUAUAACGUUUGACAUUAUCAUACAUGUAUGUGCGAUAAAUUAGUGUAACAAAAUAUCUGCACAGGGUGUGACAAUGACGGAUUAGUAUAGACGUCAUUGGGAUGUGACGAUCAUCGAACUGUAUUAUAUACGAUUCAUGGUAUGAUAUAUUCUGGUAUGCAGUCACGUGACUCACUCCAUCGCAAAUUAAUCAAAAUGGACGCACGACAAAUAGAACGGAGUCGAGUCAGUCCGAGCUUUCUACAUUCCAACAGUACAAAUCACAUCUGGGUGUUUAGUGCAAUAGCAGAAUUAAUAGAUAAUGCGUAUGAUCCCGAUGUCAAUGCUAAAGGUUUAUGGAUUGAUAAAGAAGAGUUAGGCCUAUCAAAGAAAACUUGUUUAACUAUUACUGAUAAUGGAUCAGGUUUAGCUCCUGAUAAAUUACUAAAGAUGCUAAGUUUUGGCUUUUGUGAAAAGCAUGUCUAUGAAGGAAAAUCACAACACCAACCGAUUGGCCAUUAUGGAAAUGGCUUUAAAUCGGGCUCUAUGAGGAUUGCUAAGGAUGUUUUAGUUUUUACUCGGCAUUUAAAAGAAAUGAGUGUUGGAAUGUUGUCACAGAAUUAUUUGAGUCAAAUAAAAGCCGAAACUGUAGUCGUUCCUAUGGUAACAUGGAAUAUACUAAACAAGAAGAGGUCCAAUUCAACAGAAACUGUCAGUAAUCUUCGAGAGAUUACAAAAUAUUCGCUAUUCAAUUCAGAAGAGCGUCUGUUAAAAGAAUUUGAAUUAUUAGCAGAACAUAAAACAGGAACGAGACUUAUACUUUACAAUCUUGUAGUUAAUAAUAUAGGCCAGUUGGAGCUUGAUUUUGAAAGUGAUCCGACAGAUAUACUAAAUCCACAGACAUUAGAAAUUGAUACGACCUCAGUGUACCGGCCGAUACAAGAAGCUAAAUCUAAAUAUGAAACAUCAUUAAAGGAAUAUUGCAGUAUUUUGUUUUUGAAACCACGGAUGAAGAUAUUUUUAAGAGGAAAUAAGGUGAAAACAAAAUUGAUGACUAGAAGUUUGUCACAGACACUAUACGACACAUAUAAUCCUCAAUGGCUGGUAUCCUUUUAA
Molecule: messenger RNA, 1279 nt
Organism: Patella vulgata (common limpet)
Lineage: Eukaryota; Metazoa; Mollusca; Gastropoda; Patellidae
Product: MORC family CW-type zinc finger protein 3
Exons: 7
Coding region: 326-1279 (317 amino acids)
Cellular component (GO): nucleus
Molecular function (GO): ATP hydrolysis activity
Source: RefSeq, a predicted model, not a curated record